Messenger RNA from Pollicipes pollicipes, 2194 nucleotides. Its product is annotated as spermine oxidase. Lineage: Eukaryota; Metazoa; Arthropoda; Thecostraca; Pollicipedomorpha; Pollicipedidae. The record is from RefSeq and is a predicted model, not a curated record. The transcript is spliced from 7 exons. The coding region runs from base 127 to 1629 and encodes 500 amino acids. Gene Ontology annotation, molecular function: polyamine oxidase activity.
AGGGCGCUAUGUAACGUCAGUUACGCUCAACUGGUGUCCGUGGAGGGGCGGCCAUCUCCAUUUGCGUUGCGAAGACCGCUGAGAGUUGAGUGGGAACACAUUUUGACCACGCCGAAUCAUUUCAAGAUGGCAGCUGCUCCCGCCAGCCCGACAAAAGAGACCAGCGACAGUGAACCUGAGCACCACCGAGUGAUCAUCAUUGGCGGUGGUGUCAGUGGCCUGUCUGCUGCCUCAUACCUAGUCAAGAAUGGCAUCACAGACUUCAAGCUGCUGGAGGCCCGUGGUCGUCUCGGUGGCAGGGUGGUGGCCGUGACUGUAGACCACCUGAAGCUGCAGCUGGGCGCCAUGUGGAUCCACGGCGUGCUCGGCAACCCCAUCUACGAGCUGGCCGUGAGCUGCGGCCUCAUCAGCGCCGUCCAGCACCAGCACCAGCGCCGCCUCAUGGCCUGCAGGGAGGACGGCCGCCGCGUACCCUUCCACAUCGUCGAGGAGGUGUACGAGGCGUACGAGGCGUUCCUGGACCGCUGCACCGAGUACUUCCUGUGCAAGCACGAGCCGCCCGACGGUGUGCAGUCGGUGGGCCAGCACGUGCGGCUCGAGGUCGACCUGUACCUGGCGACGCUGCCCGAGCGGGAGCGCGAGGUGCGCCGCCGGCUCUUCGAGUACCUGCUGAGGCGGGAGGCCGUCAUCUCUGGCGCCCACUCCAUGGAUGAGGUGGACCUGCUCGGCAGCGGCACCUAUUGCGACCUGCCGGGCGGUAACAUCCUGCUACCGGACGGCUACUCGUCGAUCCUGGGCCCGCUGCGCGAGGGUGUGUCUGCUGACCACGUCCUGCUCGGCCACAGCGUCAGCCGCGUCGACUGGCGCCGGCCAGAGCACGUGGCCGUCACCUGCGAGAACGGACGCCGCCUCACCGCCGACCACGUGGUGUGCACGCUACCGCUGGGUGUGCUGAAGGAGCGCGCCGAGCGGCUGUUCGAGCCGCCGCUGCCGGCGCGCAAGACGGCCGCCGCCGCCCGUCUCGGCUUCGGCACCACCAACAAGAUCUUCUUGGAGUACGAGCGGCCGUUCCUGCCGGCGGACGUGACGGAGCUGCUGCUGGCCUGGGAGCCGACCGACGAGGCGCUGCCGCUCGCCGAGCGCUGGCAGCGCAAGAUCUACUCGUUCGCCAAGAUGUCGGAGACGCUGCUGCUGGCCUGGGUGGUGGGCGAAGAGGCUGAGCACAUGGAGACGCUGUCGUAUGACGAGGUGGGCCGCGUCUGCACGGAGGUGCUCGCCAAGUUCUUGGGCGACCCUUGCGUCCCGCGGCCGAAGCGGACCAUCUGCUCCGGGUGGCGAAGUCAGCCGUACUCUCGAGGCUCGUACACCUACGUGAAGACGGGAUCUUCUCAAGACGACAUCUACGCCCUCAACGCGCCGCUCUGCUCCGAGGACGGCCAAACGCCUCGCGUGCUGUUCGCCGGCGAGCACUGUCAUCCGAGCUUCUACUCCACGGUGCACGGCGCCUACCUGACGGGCCGCAGCGUGGUGCAGCAGAUCCUGGCGGCGCCGGCCGCCUCCGCCGCGCUCGAGCCGGACGCUGAGGACGCCGACCUCAGUGCCUGGGUGGCCGGCAUGGGCGUGGCAUAGUGACCGACCCAGGAGGGGAGGGGCAGUGGUGCAAUUACAAUUGGUGCGUAUGUGGUGGUCCCAAUCACAGCUGGUCUGUAUGCGCUUUUGGUGCAAACAAGUAGUCUUGGACGCAAGGUAGGUCUGCUUUGAGAUAUUUCUUUGUCACGUGGUUGCUCCCCGAACCGAUGCGACUGGUACCGCCUCUGCCAGCGGGGGCGGCGCUCAGUUGGGCUGUGAUGCCGGCCAGUAGGUGUACGGGCCGACGAGGGUCAGCUGUAGGGUGCGAUGUGCGUCGCAUUUAAGACGCGCGCGGACGCCUUGCUUUUGCUGGUAUGCCGCGGGUUUGUAAGCGGAAGCUUCAUGGUCAUGCAUAGCACAAAUGAAUCUGACGCUCGACGUGAUGCCCGUAAGGAGGUAGCGUAUUGCCAGAGCGUCGCGCGAUGCUGCGUAUUAGUUACCAUUUAUUUACAAGUCACUGCCGGUGUACAUGUGCAUGCCACACACACACGAGUCGCUACUUCUCCACCUGGGAUGUGCAAUAUAUGGGUCCUAAUUACAAUUUGAAAUACAUGGACCAAGCCAG